Parascedosporium putredinis is the source of this 261-nucleotide messenger RNA. NCBI's taxonomy places the organism in Eukaryota, Fungi, Ascomycota, Sordariomycetes, Microascales, Microascaceae. The record is from the annotation of a GenBank genome assembly.
AUGGCCCCGAUCAAUCCGGGCCUCCGCUCCAAGGUCAUAGCAGCCUACAAAGCAGAGCUCCUCUUCCUCGGUCGAGACUACCCCCUCGGCUUCGACUACUUCCGUCCCCGCCUUCACAAGGCCUUCAUGGCCAACGCCGGCGUGAAAGACGACGCCGAGAUCGAGAGCUGCCUAGCCCGCGCAGAGUUUGUCAAGAAGGGUACGCGCUACUCCCUGAAGAAAUACCGGACUCUCAGGCACCGCUACGAUCCCUUCACAUAG